Molecule: messenger RNA, 345 nt
Organism: Dovyalis caffra
Lineage: Eukaryota; Viridiplantae; Streptophyta; Magnoliopsida; Malpighiales; Salicaceae
Source: the annotation of a GenBank genome assembly
AUGGGGAAAGAGGACGAGGAGUGGAGUCAAGUGAGCGUGGCAUAUGUGGUGAGAAAUGAGAUGGAGGAUAUGUGUGAUGCUUCGGUAAAUGGGAGUAUUGGGUGGAGAGAUCCGGAGGAUAAGGAGUGGAGUCGAGUGAGUGUGGCAUAUGUGGUAAGAAAUGAGAGGGAGGAUAUGUGUGAUGCUUCGAUAAAUGGGAGUAUUGGGUGGAGAGAUCGAGGCGUGGAGAGAAAGGAAAAGGAGUUAAGUCAUGUGAGUGUGGCAUGUGUGGUGAGAUAUGAGAGGGAGGAUAUGUGUGAUGCUUCAUCAAAUGGGAGUAUUGGGUGGAUAGAUUCGGCGCAUUAA